GUAAUUGAUGUUUUUCAGGUGCUGGAAUGUGUAGUGGCUGGAUGUGUUGUUGUUCGUCACUCAGCACUAAGAGUAAUACAGCUGGUAUUGGCCCAAGGUUUAGUUCACCCCGUCCAGCUUGUGCCAUACCUGGUGUGUAUGUCCACAGAUUCAGAGGAAGCCAUUGCUCAUUCUGCAGACAAGCAGCUUCAGGAUAUUGAAAAGAAAUAUCCCGGCUUUAUAGGAAUGAAGGCCAUGCAAGGCUUCCGGCUGUCAUAUAGAUUACACUCGCUCAUCCAGUCAGUGCCUCCUACACGAGGGUUCCGCAUCAAGGAUGGGGAACACCCGGGAGCCCUUAAUGGUUUUUUAUACUCUAUCAUGCGCUCCACCAAGCAACACAGAAGAGCAGUGGCAUUCUCCUUGUUAAAACAGUUUGAAGAACAAGCAAGAACCAACUUACACGAGUUGCUGUUCAUCACAGACAACCUGGCAUACUUUCCUUACCAGGUGCUGGAUGAACCACUCUUCAUCAUUCACCACAUUGAUAUUAUGAUCUCCGUCACUGGCACCAACCUUCUCCAGGCUUUCAGAGAGGCUCUCCUACCACCACCUAAUGCAGAAGUGAAAAUCAAUCCCGAAACUGGCCAGCCUGAGUAUGUCGAUGACCUGGAUGAUGAAGAUGAUGUAGAGGUAUAUAUGUCUCGUCUACCACCAAGUUUAACUCCUCUGGUAGACUGUAUCAAUGCUUCUCAGGGUUGUCUGCUCUUACUCAUGUUGAAAGACUACUUAAAGGAGAUAUACGGAAUAACUGAUGGAAAAAUAACACAGUAUUCUCCCUCCGAUACUUCAAAACAGUAUGAAAAAAGUUCAUCUAGAAAAAGUUCAGCCAAGUUUAACCCCAAGCCAAUACUCAAGCGGUUAAAAGAGGAGCCAAGCCAAGACAUUGAUUCUGUAGAUGAUACUAGGCCAAAGAUUGACCUCAUUAACCAGUACCUCAAUUUUAAAGCACUUAUGUUGAAGAUUGAUCCAGAUGAUGAUGACGAUUCAGACGUAGAGAUAUCCAAAAAACCAUUCCAGAACGAUGUUUCUGUUCCGAACACAAGAAUCUUAAGAGGGAAUCAGAAUGCUAGCGAUGUUCCAUUGCUGCCUGGCACUCACGACGGAUGGAAGGAUCAGCCCAAGGGUAAAGCAGAACUAACUCCUGAAGUACUCGAUACAGUGGACAAUUCUGUACUAGAAACUAAGACUGAGGAGCAAUUACCUCCCCGCCGUUCUCCUAUCAAACCCAUCACUAUACGAACAUCACAGGUGACUCCGAGAGAACAUCGCUCCCACCAUCAUCACCAUCGUUCCUCCCAUAGAUCUUCCAGCCAUAAAAAACACAAGAAAAAGAAAAAACGAAGGAGAAACAGUGAUUCAGAUGAUGAUAGUGAAUAUAGUGACCCAGAUUUUCUUGUAUAGUAGUUAUUGGUGCAUUAAUGCAAGGACCCCAUAAUAAAUUUAUUGGUGCACAGAACACAUGUUGCAUACUGUUAAGGCAAAUUUGUGUGGAUGCAUUGAUUAGAAAAGUGGAUGAUACAGUAUAUAGUGAUGCUAAAGUGACCUUUAUAUUAAAGAAAUUUUUUGAAUAAGAGUACACAUAGUAAAAAAUAUUUUUAUUCCAAGCAAUACAUUAGAUAAGGAUGUUAUUUUGCACCAAUGAUUGCAUUGACUCAAAAAGCCCCGAAUUGCAAUACCUUUGGUGGGACAAAACAAAGGCAACUUUUAUGCUGUGACCAUGAAGUUUUUUUCAAGUACUGGAACAAACUACUUGUUAAUUAUGCCUUUAGAUUGAAUAGUAGGAUGAAGUCACCAAGUACAAUUAGCCUUGUACAAGACUAUGAACAUAUUACAGCUUCUUUAUAUGCGGAAAAUUUCCAUGAGAUGGUAAUGAGCCAGUGAGAAUGUAUUUAUUAUUUAUUGUACAGUAAGGUUUGAACACUGAUACUUCCUUUAUUAUUUAUUGAAAAAUUUGCCCCACAUUAGUAAAGAGUGGAGCAAGAGAGCACUGGUUGUGAGGGUUUGGGGAUAGUGAAGUGUAUACGUACUCACAAAAAACUGAAUGUGGAGGCUGUAUUGAAUAUUUUUCUUAUAUAUAAAUAUAAAUAUAUAUAUAUAUAUAUCUAUAUAUAUACCUUUAGAAUUUUUUCUAAAUGAAAGGAGUGAGAGUUGUAUUUACCAUCAUGUAAAUUUUAAUUGAAUUUAAUUUUUGCCAGUGCAAUUUUGUAUAACAUACUGAAAGGACCAGAUGACUGACCUGCUAUUUUAGUUUAAUCCUUCUAUUGUCUUAAUUCAUGCACAAAUGUUCAAUAUUUGAACUGCUGCACUUAUGCAAUGUUUUAUACAAUUGACCAAAACUGGGUAGUUUAUAUUGUUUAUUUGCCUUUGUGAUAUCAACUCCUCUUAUACACAGUUUCCUGCCAAAUACUUGUGUGAAUACAACCAUGAAAGACUGCCAUAUAAAAGCACAUAUGUGAAUUGAGUCCAGAAGGAGUCCGAUUGACAUUUUUGUGAAUAUAGUGUGACCACUAAUUGCAUAAGUAUGUGUUCCAUAAUACUUGUCUAUUUUUACCUGAAUGUAAUGAUGUCACUUCUCAAGAGAGUAGUUUAGAGAGUAGGAAGAAGUGUAGAAGUGGUCUGUAUAUUGGCAACCCACAAGUGAAAUUGUUUUUUAUUGAAUAAAAACGGUACAUAA
Cherax quadricarinatus is the source of this 2713-nucleotide messenger RNA. NCBI's taxonomy places the organism in Eukaryota, Metazoa, Arthropoda, Malacostraca, Decapoda, Parastacidae. The record is from RefSeq and is a predicted model, not a curated record.